Messenger RNA from Geodia barretti, 559 nucleotides. NCBI's taxonomy places the organism in Eukaryota, Metazoa, Porifera, Demospongiae, Tetractinellida, Geodiidae. The record is from the annotation of a GenBank genome assembly.
GGAGAUGAGUUGACAUAUCACCGACUGGCUGAUGAAACUCUGGACGAACUGACUGACUUCUUUGAGGACCUGGGAGAAAGGACCUGUACUUCUUCCGACUUUGAUGCCUUCUUCUCUGUAAGAACAUUCAUAGAGAGAACUAUAGUGUCCCCUCCCACCUCAAUUUGCCUUUUUGUGGACCAUUCGGAAACCUGCAAAUUCGCGAAAUCUCCUGCCUCUAAUAUUUUCCACUCUACAACUAUUCUUCUCUCCCUCUCACAUUCCCUACUGACCACUGUUGUGGCGAUGAUUCUAAUACAUGCUGAUAUGUAUAUUAUCCCUGUGUCCACAGAGUGGUGUUCUGACAGUAAAUCUGGGUGGAGGACUGGGUACGUAUGUGAUCAACAAACAGACACCAAACAGGCAGAUAUGGCUUUCCUCUCCAAUCAGUGGUCCAAAGAGGUAUGACAUCAUAGGGGGUCAGUGGGUGUACAGUCAUCAUGGAGUGGUCCUCCAUGACCUUCUGUCAGAGGAGCUAUCCAGACUAUUGGAGACCAACAUUGACCUUUCUCUCUUAAGU